AUGGGUGGCAAAAUCUGGCUGCCCUUCCCCUUGUUCCUCCUGGUCACUUUGCCCCUAAGGCUGCUGCCGGGGGCAGCUGGCUUCAUGUCUUCCUUAGACAGCAACUUUACCUUUACCCUUCCAGCCGGCCAGAAGGAGUGUUUCUACCAGCCCAUGCCACUGAAGGCCUCCCUGGAGAUCGAGUACCAAGUUUUAAAUGGAGCAGGAUUAGAUAUUGAUUUCCAUCUUGCCUCCCCAGAAGGCAAAACUUUAGUUUUUGAACAAAGAAAAUCAGAUGGAGUUCACACUGUAGAAACUGAAGUUGGUGAUUACAUGUUCUGCUUUGACAGUACAUUCAGCACCAUUUCUGAGAAAGUAAUUUUCUUUGAAUUAAUCCUGGAUAAUAUGGGAGAACAGGCACAAGAACAAGAAGACUGGAAGAAAUAUAUUACUGGUACAGAUAUGUUGGAGAUGAAACUGGACAACAUCCUGGAAUCCAUCAACAGCAUCAAGUCCAGAGUAAGCAACAGUGUUCAUAUACAAACUCUACUUAGAGCAUUUGAAGCUCGUGAUUGAAACAUACAAGAAAACAACUUUGAUAGA
This is a messenger RNA of Heterocephalus glaber (naked mole-rat), 582 nucleotides long. RefSeq names its product transmembrane emp24 domain-containing protein 5. The record is from RefSeq and is a predicted model, not a curated record. Lineage: Eukaryota; Metazoa; Chordata; Mammalia; Rodentia; Bathyergidae.